ACGAGCAAUUUUGAGAGUUAGUCUCUCGCAAUAACGAAUGAUAACAGUAUUUUAUAUUUGACGACGAAUUUAUUUUAAUUUAAUUAAUUGUAAUUGUGAUCCAGGCCUGUGACAAAGUGAAUAAAUUAAUUUCAAGACUAUUGUACAUUAAAUUCUGUGUUUUAGUUAUUUUCUCAUUUAUCAACCAUUGACUAUUAUUAUUUUAAACAACAAAAAUCGCGACUCGAGACAAACAGUUAAUUAACAAAAUUUUAUCUACUCGACGCGUAACACAAAUCAACAAGUUCAUUCGAAUUAAUUAAAUGAAAAGGAACAACAAUGUACAGUCUAAAUGUGAAUGUGAAUCCUAGUCCUUCGGCUGCCGCGGGUCUUCUUGGUGUCGCGGCGGCCGAGGUCACUCCAAGGACACCGGAAAUUGUAAAUUCCCUUAUCGCCAUGACGAAUCCCUUUGAGAGUUACAAUAGCGAAAAAACAAGAGAUCGAACCGAUUCAACGAGUAGCGGCGAACCAAGUCCUCCAAGUGUUCAACAUACCUGCAGUCAGCUUAUUAAAGAAGGAUUAAAGCUGACUCUUCAAACAAAAAGAAGAGCACACGGCAGUGGCGAUGAAAGCAAGAAAAAGACGAGAAAAGAAGAUGGUAGUGCAGACGACGAAGAAGAUGACGACUCCAAUCACAACAAUCAUUCUUUGACUCCAGAGGACGAGGAGAGACGUCGCCGAAGACGAGAGCGUAAUAAAAUAGCAGCGACAAAAUGCCGAUUAAAAAAACGCGAGAAAACGGUUAUUCUUGUGCAGGAAUCGGAAAUUCUCGAGACACAAAAUCACGAUCUAAAGACUCAAAUACAAGAAUUGGAAACUCAACGACGAAGACUCGUCGAUAUGUUGAGUUUACAUACGCCAACGUGCGUGAAGCAUGGUGGCGCAAGUGACACUUCCUAUCAACAAUAUGCCGAGCCACUUCCUCCAUUACCUAGUUAUCAAGAAAAUUUCCUAUCGCCACAAUUAAAUCCAACGCAAAAUUGCGUCUCGGAUUAUCCAGUUAAAGUUGAGAAUUUCGAUAGUUCAGCAUCGGAUUAUUAUCGACAAAAUAGUCCCUAUAUACCAACAUCGGAUUCAAGUUGCACUGUCUAGUCGAUGAGACGUUGAUUUUUUAUUAUUAUUAUUAAUUAAUUAAUAAUUAUUAUUCGGAGAGUCGUGGACUUUUGGAUAUCAAAGUGAAUCUUCCAAGAAAGACACAAAUGCCGUCAAUCCACUUCCAAAUGUAUACAAAAAUUUGGCACAAGAUACAGUAUUUAUUUCUAAAUUUAAUCGCUAGCUUUAUAAUUUAAUUUUUUUUU
Messenger RNA from Leptopilina heterotoma, 1337 nucleotides. It is a transcript of the gene Atf3, whose product is annotated as activating transcription factor 3. Lineage: Eukaryota; Metazoa; Arthropoda; Insecta; Hymenoptera; Figitidae. The coding region runs from base 319 to 1131 and encodes 270 amino acids. Gene Ontology annotation, molecular function: DNA-binding transcription factor activity, RNA polymerase II-specific; RNA polymerase II cis-regulatory region sequence-specific DNA binding. Gene Ontology annotation, cellular component: nucleus. Gene Ontology annotation, biological process: regulation of transcription by RNA polymerase II. The record is from RefSeq and is a predicted model, not a curated record. The transcript is spliced from 4 exons.